Messenger RNA from Anthostomella pinea, 2109 nucleotides. Lineage: Eukaryota; Fungi; Ascomycota; Sordariomycetes; Xylariales; Xylariaceae. The record is from the annotation of a GenBank genome assembly.
AUGGACCAUCCUCUGCCCAGCGCCCCCGGCCCGACCGUCAACUCCCCAUCCGACCUGUCCUACUCCUCGGGGCCCUCUCGCACUUCCACGCGAAACACCUCUCCUGACUCUAUUGCCGCCGUCUCCCGUCACUCUUCUCCCCUCCUAGAUCUGAACCUGAAGGCCCCUAUAGAGCACACGCCCAACACCUUGCUCGAGCCCCAAACGAACAUGGACCGAAACCCCUUCCAGUCUGUCAACGAGCGCCGAAGCAAGCUCGUCACGGAUCGGGGCACCACGACGCCGUUCCAGCAGCAAGAGCAACAGCCGUUGCAGCCUCAGGCUAUACGCUCCGGCGUACAGCCGCUUGGUCCUACUCGCAGCCUCACUUCUUCCAACUGGAGAGCUCACCCAAUGGAUGAUAUGUUGCCCCAAUCUCGCAACAUGUACAGCCCCUUCGACUCGCCCAGCGCCCAUCACCACAUGCAGCAGCAGCAGGAGCAUGGCGCUUUUCGGUCUACAUCGUACCCCAGCCCUCGACCUGACCAUCUCCAGCACCACCAUACUUCCAACAUCAUGCCCUACAGUCCGAGCCUGGACACCUUCUCGGACGCCCAGCUCGACGCCAGCUAUGCCUACUGUUACGAUCGGGGCAACGGCGUCUACACUCGACUGGUCCCUGCUGACAUGCUGCCUCCGCUGCGAGAUUUGCCGAUGACCCAGCAGGGCUGUUCUGGCAUGAUCGUGCUUCCGCUGCCUCGUGCCAUGCCUCCAAACGGACGGUCAAGCAACAGCGAGCCGGCCGUCACGAGAAGCCCUCCUACGACUCCCACUUCGCCUACGGAUACCAUACAGUCCCGAAUCGACAACAUCGUCGGCUCGACCCCACCGACGCCGACGCACCACCAGCUGACCUCGCCCUCCGGCACCACCACCCCGGGCGGCACGGGACCCGGAUCCGCCUCGGGCUCGCAGUUCUACUCCCAUUCGCACGGUCACUCUCACUCGCACUCCCUCUCGCACUCACACCCGGGCGGAGGUGGCGGUGGUAUCGGAGGUCCCGGCCAGCGGCGCCCCAAGAUCUACUGCGACAAGUGGGUGCACGAGGGCGUGUGCGCCUUCACGCAGCAGGGCUGCAAGUACAAGCACGAGAUGCCGUUCGACAAGGUCACGCAGCACCAGCUGGGCCUAUUCCACGGGUUCCCCGCCUGGUGGAAGAAGCACCAGGCCGACCUGGCGCGGCAGCGCGAGGUGCCGCUUGUGGAGAGCGGUCCUGCUUCGGGAGGUGCGAGUGGUGGUGGUGCUGGUGGUAGUGGUGGAGGCUCGGGGGGCUUGGGAAUAGGUGAUGAGUCGAGAAUGGGCGGGGAGCGGUAUCUGGGACGCAGUGGCGGCGGCGGUGGUGGUGGUCUUGGUCCUGGCCCUAACUCAGGCGCUAGUAUGGGUGGUGGUGGCGGUGGUGUUCCAUCAGGAGGAGGAGGCGGCGGUGGUACUGACAGCAACAACAUCGGCGGAAGUGCUGGAGGACAAGGAAGCGACAUGAGCACCCGAGGCGUGAACAUGGGCUCCGAGCCCGGCAACCAGCUCCUAUGGCGUCGCAGCGGCGAGUACACCAACACCAGCGAUCCGCAGAUCUCCCUGGGUCCGCCCCCGUCCGUCGGUCGAAGCACCGGCCUGUCGCGCCCCGGAGGCGUGGGCCCCGGCGUCAGAAACCCAAUAGUAUCCUACGGCUCGCCCUUCGGCCCCAUCGCCCCUCCGCCUCGCUCUGCUCCGACGGCAGCACCGGCACCGCAUCCUGCGGGAGCUCCGACCUCAGAUGCCGCUGCAUCCUUCCAGCAGGUCGGCGGCGGCGGCGGAGGAGGAAAGGGACCUUCCCAGCAUCAACAGCAGCACCAGCAGAGUCCGGCUCUGCAGGCUCUACAGGCUGGCAUCAGCGGCAUCGGCCAUACCCACAACCACGGCAACAACAGCGGCAACGGCAACAUCCCCACCGCGAACCCCUAUUCUUCGCUCGAGGCCCUGGAUGAGGACGGCGGCGCCGGCGGCAACAUCAACAAUGCCGCGGACGAUGCCGGAGGUGAUGGACAUGGCGAUGGACAUGGAGCGGGAGGCAGCGGCGCGCGGCUGAGCUAG